Molecule: messenger RNA, 221 nt
Organism: Funneliformis geosporum
Lineage: Eukaryota; Fungi; Glomeromycota; Glomeromycetes; Glomerales; Glomeraceae
Source: the annotation of a GenBank genome assembly
GUCAGCUUAAGUAUAUUGAUAGUAUGCAAUUUAUGAAUUCUAGCUUAGCCACUCUUACAAAGAAUUUGGGUGAUGACUACCCAAUUACAACUGAGUAUUUCAAGAAGCAAGGCUAUUCCCCUGAACAGAUCUCCCUAGCAUAUCGCAAAGGAAUCUUUCCUCAUGAAUACAUAGACUCUCAUAACCGAUUUAAGGAAACAGAAUUACCUCUGAUUCAGUAG